Molecule: messenger RNA, 1768 nt
Organism: Zingiber officinale
Lineage: Eukaryota; Viridiplantae; Streptophyta; Magnoliopsida; Zingiberales; Zingiberaceae
Product: beta-glucuronosyltransferase GlcAT14B-like
Exons: 4
Coding region: 193-1533 (446 amino acids)
Cellular component (GO): membrane
Molecular function (GO): glucuronosyltransferase activity
Source: RefSeq, a predicted model, not a curated record
CGGCUAGAGUAGUGACUUAAGUCGGUCCUCCGCGAGCAUUGCAUCCCCAAUCACCGACAUCCCGAUCACGAUCCGCUCACCUCCUUCAUCACGUCUCUCGCUCGUUGCGUUAGCUGGAUUUGGAAACCGGAGAUAGAGGAGGCGGUGGCGGUCUGACGGAUCAGAGCGGCUCCGCCCGACUGGCGUCCGGCCAUGGAGACGAAGCCGCCGCAGCCACCGACGGCACAGCAUCUGCCGCAGCAGUGGCGGAGGAAGUGGGUGGUGCCCUUGCUCGCCUCUUUCUUCCUCUCCUCACUCCUCAUAUCUGCCUUCCUGUUCUCCUCCUCUUCGUCCUCAUCCUUCGCCGCCAUCUCCUUGUCUCGCCAGGCCCUUCUCCUCUUCUCCUUCUCGCAAAUCGCCUCCCCGAGCUACGAGGAUUCGCUUUUCGUCGAGUCCAAACUCCACCAGCUGUCGCAGUCCUCCUCCUCGGGGCGGUCGGUCCCCCGCCUGGCCUACCUCAUCUCCGGCUCCUCCGGCGAUGGACCCAGCAUCCAGCGGACCCUUCGAGCGCUUUACCAUCCGACCAACCAGUACGUUCUCCACCUCGAUCUCGAGUCCCCGGCCGUGGAACGGUUAGAUCUUGCGACGGCUAUCCGGGGCGACCCCGUCUAUGCUCGCUUUGGUAACGUCAGGGUGGUCACUCGCGCGAACCUCGUCACUUACCGAGGUCCCACCAUGGUUGCCAACACCCUCCAUGCGGCCUCCAUUCUCCUCAAGGAGUCCGGCGACUGGGACUGGUUCAUUAAUCUCAGCGCCUCCGAUUACCCUCUCAUCACGCAGGACGAUCUACUCUACACACUAUCAAGUUUGCCUAGAGAUUUCAACUAUAUUGAGCACACUAGUGACAUUGGAUGGAAAGAGUUCCACAGGGCUAGGCCUUUGAUUAUAGAUCCCGGGCUUUAUAGCUUGCAGAAGGCAGAUGUGUUCUGGGUUACUGAAAAAAGGGGUCUACCUUCUGCAUUCAAGCUAUUUACUGGCUCUGCUUGGAUGAUGCUUACACGUCAGUUUAUUGAAUAUUUGAUAUGGGGAUGGGACAACCUUCCAAGAACAGUGCUAAUGUAUUAUGCGAACUUUCUCUCAUCGCCUGAAGGAUACUUCCACACAGUAAUCUGCAACGCUCCUGAGUUCCGCAACACCACUGUCAACCACGACCUGCAUUUCAUAUCUUGGGAUAACCCUCCGAAGCAGCACCCACACUUCCUAACACUAGAUGACUUCUCAGGCAUGGUAGAUAGCAAUGCUCCAUUUGCAAGGAAGUUUGGCCGAGAUGACCCAGUACUAGACAAGAUUGACAAGGAACUCCUUGGCCGUGAUCCCGGUGGUUUUAUUUGGGGUGCAUGGCACGACAGACUAAAAAAGAAUUCUAGCAAUGAUCAACAUUACAUUAUUAAGACAGUUGCUGAUCUCAGGCGAGGGCCAGGUGCUCAAAGGCUUAAAGCUCUAAUAACCAGUCUUAUUUCGGCAGAUGGUUUCAGCGAGCGGCAUUGUGUUUGACAUGGACAAUCGGAGGCCAUUUUUUUAUUGCGACGUCAAACUUUUAGCUUCAUGGCUGGAUGUUCUGAAGGCCUGGUGCACGAACCAUUGAAUAGGUGGAGGGAAUAGGCAACUUAUAUUUGGUCAUAAUUUUGAAGAGUAGGAAGGCUUGCAAAUAAUUCAUAAAUCUGUUGAUUCUCGACUGUCACACACAAAUUAUUUUUAAGCAUAGCAACAAGUUCAUGAUCGAUGCUCA